GCUCGUCCGAUCACGGGCAUCCCUCGCCUCUCCCAUGACGGUCAUUUAUCUCCAUGUAGGACAAUGAUAGUGCUACUCCUACGAUGCAACCCUGACAGGCUGAUUCGCAAUCUUGGCGGGGAUGAGGAGAUCGCAAAGAUAAAGAGGGGCUCUGAUAUCAUCCCUCCUCCGUCGUCCAUCCUCCAUCUACCGAUAACAAACAACAUCACCAUCAUGGCCACCCUAAUUCAAAUCCCAACUCCCAAUUUCACCCUCGAAUCCUUCAUUCUUCCCUCCACAAACCAACGCAUCCUCGGUCCCCCACAUCCCCCCAACACCGCAAUCCCACUAUCUCUCCGCCCAACCCACUCCGCAAACCCAAACUCCCUCACCCUCGACACAAUCAUCCACGACAUCCAAACCCUCCAACGCGACAACCAAUUCUUCACAAAAUACCUCUCCCGCCACGGCACGCUCCUCUUCCGCGGUCUCCCCAUCCACAACGCCUCCGACUUCAGCAAUUUCGCACACGCCUUCGGCUACCGCCCACACGAGAUCAUCGGCAUCGUGGUCGACCGCCCCGUCCUCGCGCCCAACGUCGCCCCCGCCAACGAAUCCCCUAAGGAAAUUCUCAUCUACAAUCACAAUGAAUCGCCCCAGGUGCCGCACGCGCCUGAAUAUAUCUUCUUCUAUGGCCACCGUGCCCUAGGCGCCGGCAGGGGCGGGGAAACGCCUAUUUCCUCGUCGUUGGAACUCUUUCAGCGCGUGCAACAAGAUCUCCCAUCCUUUGUUACGGACCUGGCUGAAAAGGGCAUUCUGAGUACCGUGACAUACACGGUCGAUGCUCCGUAUAAAGGCGGCGCGACGCUGAGGCAGGCAUUUGGGAAACAUAUCCUCGACAGCGAUGAUGAGGAGACUCGGCGGGGGAAGAUCGAAGCGCAGAUCGCGCGGUACGGACGCGGGGAACAUACCACGUUUGAAUGGAGAGACCAGAACACUCUAGUCCUGACGCAUCGAUUACCAGCUAUCCGCACGCAGGUGGGGACGAACUUGCCGUCGCUGUUCACGGGCCUGGCGGCGUAUCAUCGCAAUGCGAAGGUCAAUGGACGAGGCAAUGCGGCGCAGCAGAGAUAUGGUGACGGGACGGCCAUUCCGGAGGAGUAUCUGGAGCGGUUGGCGGAGAUCACGGAUGAGAUCCGUGUGUUGCAUACGUGGGAGGAGGGCGAUGUGUUGGUCUUUGAUAAUGUGAUUGCGCAGCAUGGGAGGGAGCCGUGGAGGGGGGAGCAGGAGGAUCGAGUGGUUAUGGCGAGUUUGUUUGAUGGGGAGGUGCCGGGGGCGUAUGGGUUUGGGGAAUGGGCAAAGAUGGUUCAGGCUUUGGAUGAUACUGACGCUGAUAUAUGAGAGAAUGACCUGGGAAAGUGUCCUGGGGGGAGGGAGGUCUUAUCGGCACAUUUAUAUAUUCGGGAUGAACAAGGCUGUUGUGCGGGAUUCUGAUGUUGAAAUGCAUAUGGGCAACCAAUUAAUAGUAC
Messenger RNA from Aspergillus melleus, 1508 nucleotides. RefSeq lists its product as uncharacterized. Lineage: Eukaryota; Fungi; Ascomycota; Eurotiomycetes; Eurotiales; Aspergillaceae. The transcript has a single exon. The record is from RefSeq and is a predicted model, not a curated record. Bases 64 to 1380 code for a protein of 438 amino acids. Gene Ontology annotation, molecular function: oxidoreductase activity.